This is a messenger RNA of Phragmites australis (common reed), 1127 nucleotides long. Its product is annotated as ferredoxin-3, chloroplastic-like. The record is from RefSeq and is a predicted model, not a curated record. Bases 262 to 717 code for a protein of 151 amino acids. Gene Ontology annotation, molecular function: 2 iron, 2 sulfur cluster binding; electron transfer activity. Gene Ontology annotation, biological process: electron transport chain. NCBI's taxonomy places the organism in Eukaryota, Viridiplantae, Streptophyta, Magnoliopsida, Poales, Poaceae. The transcript is spliced from 2 exons.
UCCAAAGCUGGAAACCACCCACCAGCCCGGCGGGCGCACCCGGAUUCCGAUCAACCGCACCGCCCGCAGCCAGCAAGGGCAACCGCGUCAUUAAAAACGAGGGUUUGGCCGCCUCCCCCACUCCACUACACUCUCCCUUGCUCUCCACGCCGCGAGGGUGACAGCAACAGACGCGGCGCGAGCGUACCGCGCCGCCGCCUCCUCCGAUCUGCGCGUCGCCGCCGCCUCAGCCGCGAGAUUUGAAGGUUAUCAGGUUUCAAGAUGUUGACCAGCACAUUUGCGACUUCCUGCACGCUCUUGAGCAAUGUUAGAACUCAGGCCUCCCAGACUCUGGUGAAGAGCCCUUCAUGUCUGAGUUUCUUCAGCCAAGGCAUGCAGGUUCCAAUCCUGAAGGCCUCCAAGAAACCCGAUGUUUCUGCGAUGGCUGUCUAUAAGGUGAAGCUUGUCACACCAGAAGGGACAGAGCACGAGUUUGAGGCUCCAGAUGACACCUACAUCCUCGACGCUGCUGAGGACGCCGGUGUGGAGCUGCCAUACUCGUGCCGUGCUGGGGCGUGCUCCACCUGUGCCGGCAAGAUUGAGGCUGGCACGGUUGAUCAGUCGGAUGGAUCCUUCCUCGAUGACGGGCAGCAGGCAGAAGGCUAUGUGCUGACAUGCGUGUCCUACCCCAAGUCCGACUGCGUCAUCCACACUCACAAGGAAGGUGACCUGUACUAGGGCUUUUCACUCUGUCAAGAGGCGAAGGCUCUCAAGUAUUAUCAAGCAGGCUGCAUGGUUGAUUGGUUGUUGUCUUUUAUGUCCCAUUAGUGUAAGUUCAGAGUUGGUGCAUUAAGAUUGGGAACCCAUGGAAAUACUAGCUAGUCAAUAAAAAACUGAUGCGAUGCCAUAACGGUAUAAUUUCAUGGCUCUUUGAUAUGUUUGGUGUACUGUUAUUUUUAGUAGUUGGUUCUGAAUGUCACUGUAGCAUGGUGCAUGAGCAUGUUAGGAUCCAAAGUUCCAAACUGCCUCUGUUAUGUGGUUGCUGUUUUGCCAAAAUUGGAUCUCGGACUUGGUCUGGAUGCAUGAGCAACUGCUGAAGAGAACAAAAUUGUGUGAGCUACAACAAUCCAAAUCCAGUUGCAGGUGAA